Molecule: messenger RNA, 1525 nt
Organism: Venturia canescens
Lineage: Eukaryota; Metazoa; Arthropoda; Insecta; Hymenoptera; Ichneumonidae
Product: mpv17-like protein 2
Exons: 4
Coding region: 705-1397 (230 amino acids)
Biological process (GO): mitochondrial ribosome assembly; cellular response to reactive oxygen species
Cellular component (GO): membrane; cytoplasm; mitochondrion
Source: RefSeq, a predicted model, not a curated record
UUCGACUUACGAAAUGUCAGUCAGUCACGUUGAGCUUUCGAGUGAAGAUGGGAAGAACGAGAAGUUGCUCGAUCGCCUUUCACUGAACAGCCACCAAUUAUAUUUUCAUAAAGAGAACCGAAGAGUAAUUCGAGGCACGAGUGAGAACUUGAGGUCCGAAUUGAAAUUUGGUUUUUUUUCAACGCAAGGACGGUGUUCCCGAAAAACCGUCCUUCUGCAAAGAGGCAUUAGAAAGAAUCAACGUACGUCGGGACUAAGUGGGUGGAACGUUAUGCCACUCAAAGUUCAACCAACAUUCCGUCUCCACAAGCACCAAAAAAUCAAGUUUCGCGCCGAUCAGGACACUAUAAAGUAGUCCUUGAAUCUUUUCAAAUUCGAUUGAUCGACAACCGGAAAUAUAGCGAGGAAGAGAGAGAGAGAGAGAGAGAUAAUAUAACGAAGAGAGCAAAAUAGAGAAAGAAAGUUUCCAAGCCUUAAACCUUCUGGGAAGGUUUGCUUUUUUCUUCGCAAUUUCCUAUCCUCAAAUUUAUUCUGAAAGAUUUGCUUCGAAAUCCAAGGUACACCAUGAGGUUACCGUUGAAUAAUUAAAUCUCGAUUUUUUGACAAUUGAAAAAUAAUAAGAAAACCAAUAAUUGGGCUUGCUUCGCAAACGAAAACUCAUUAUUUUCCAACGACGCUCAUCUGCCUGAAAAAAAGCUUGACAAAUGGGUGUAUUCGGAAAAUUGUUUGGAAAAUAUCUGCUCGUGACGAACACUGUGAGUUGCGGAGUAAUGAUGGGUUUCGGUGACGUUUUGCAGCAACGUGGCGAUCACUGGAAACGUCACGCGUUCCCGAAGUACUUCGAGUCGGAUAAGGAAGAGGCGAGAUCGCUCGAUAACGACGGAAAUCUCGUGACUGAAGCGAUACAGAUACGAAGUAAUAAUCAAGAUGAGGCUAAUUCCUCGAUCGAAAAAACUUUUACGAUUAUCGAGAACGAUUCCGAUGAGAAUAAAAAUUAUGGGCACGAUUAUGUACGAACGAAAAAUAUGUGCGCCGUUGGCCUCGUCCAAGGACCCUUUCAUCACUAUUUCUACGCGAUUCUCGAUCGCUUCCUUCCUGGUAGAAACACCAGUUCGGUCGUCAAGAAAACACUCGUCGAUCAACUCGUUGCCAGUCCAACGUGCCUUGGUAUUUUUUUCUUCGGUCUCGGCGCUCUCGAACAACGGAAAGUCGAGGAUAUAAGUGGCGAGGUCAAACUCAAGUUCUUCGAUACUUACAAAGUUGACUGUUUUUUUUGGCCACCAACGCAGUUUGUCAACUUCCUGUUUGUGCCCGUUCAGUACAGGGUCGUUUACAUUAAUUUGAUGACUAUGUUUUACGACAUAUUUCUUUCGUACAUGAAAUACGAUGCUGCGUAGAGUUCAACGAAUCUACGUGGCCUCGAAGACAUUCUCCAAUGACAACUAGAACUUUGACAUAAUUAAGCAAAAACGUGUAAUGACAUAAUAUCGACUUUGUACUCCAUUAAUAAAUUUUCUAUACUCGA